UUCUUCUGCUGACCGCCACCGCCUCCCUUCGUGUGUGCUGACGACACGAGGAGCUGCGUGAACAGAUUUAACUUCCGCACACAAACAUGAACAGGACAGGCAUAGCGCAGUGCUGAGCGUCCGGACAACAUUUCUCAUAAGCUUUGGACGACAUGUCAGAUUCAGAAUCUGAUUCUGAAUAUCGUACUGACUGGGAAGACUCCAGAGACAGAAUGAGUCUAAAACUUAUGUCCACAGACAGCACGGUUGUUGCCCUCCGUCCAUCAGAGGAGGCUUUUGAACGAUGGAGCCGUAUUCCCGUAGAAACGAGGAGAGAUGCUGGACAACGUUUGAAAAUUUGUGCCUUCUGGCUCCCUAUUCUGCUGCAACGUGAGCCCACCUCUAUUGCUCAGUGGGCUGAACAAAUAGGUGUAAUCGACGCAAAUGACAGCGAUGAACUGACUUUGAAGCACCUGCGAAAGAUUGAAACACUGGAAGCAAUCUUCAGAGCCUUGGAGAGAGGAACUCUGAAAAAGGACCAGUCAAAGCAUGUUGUCUGGAUAAGCAACAUGUUUAACUUGCGUUCCGCCGAGGUUUUGGACGAUGCGUUGCACUGGUUGGAGCGAACAGGAGAACCUGCGAUCCGGCGUCGUAUCCUGGAUCUUGGCCAUGCAAACAUCCGCUUCACAGCUUUGCAUGUAAUCUUUACAGAGUUUGCUAAGUUUAUUCAGGAAAUGGGUACAAACUUGGAGAGGACGAUGAAGUCACUAACGGCUCGACCAUCUGACUAUCAAGUAGAGAAAUGUGAAGAAAUGAAGAAGAAAGGAAAUGAUAACUUCCAGAAAAAACAGUAUGAAGAGGCCUUGAAGUUUUAUUCAAAAGCCGUCAAAUUUUAUCCAGACAACCACAUCAUUUAUGGAAACAGAGCUCUCUGUUAUAUCCGAUGUAACAGAUAUCUAAAAGCGGUUGGUGAUGGGAAACGUGCAACUCUGAUUAAACCCCUCUGGGCAAAGGGUCACUACCGCUACUGUGAGGCUCUGUUCUCUCUGGGAGAAUACAAAAUGGCCAUUGAAGCUAACAAGCUAGCCCGGCUACUGUGUAAGGCUGACCCCGAGGGAACAAAAGACCUGGAGCAGCAACACCAGAAAUUCAUCGCUGAAAUGCCGGAACCCAAAGUUGUACAUCCUAAGAAGACUCACAGUAAAAGACCGGACAGCAUCAACAGAGCACAUGCAGCUGUUAAUAAGACUGAUCCUCCACCGCAGAAUAAGGUCUCUGAGGUUAAAGUGGAAAAUCAACCAGUAAAAAAUGCGCAGUCAGAGGGCAGCACAAAAAACUCUAAACCAUCAAAGAGUGAACUUUCUUCAAAGAAUGGGAAAGGAGAGUCCAGCACCACAGCAAAGAAGAAAUCAAAGACCAAAAAUCCAUAUGAAGAAGAGAUUGAGAAGGUGGAUGAUAAAUCAGUUUUGUGUAAACACUUACGAUCGAUGGUGCAGGACGCACACUCUGCUCUGACUGACCUCCGCAGCCGCAACGCUGAGCAAGCCUUCAGCCAGGCACUGGUCUUACUGGACACCAGUACACCGAAGGAACUUGGACUCUCUACGGUGGAUGUGCUGUUGCUGCUGUACGGCCGCGCAUCAGCCCUGACAGAAAUCGGCCAGCCUGAGGAACUUGGAGAAGCACAGAGAGUUCUGGAGAAGAUCAAAUCAUUUGAGGAGAGGACAUUUCAGUGUCUGGUUUACUACGCCGUCGGGAGAGUGUAUCUCAAAGAAAACAGGUUUGCAGUUGCUCUGGAGCAGUUUUCAGAUUCUCUGCAGACGGUCAAGAAUCAAAUAACUCCGGGUAAACUCACCUGGCCUUUAACAAAAGAGGUUGUUAAAGAAACACAGCCGGACUAUUUCAAGGAAAUUCUGGAGAGUGCUAUAGAGUUAUGCAAAUUUCCUCCUAUUCCUGACGCCAUGUGUCGACUUGAGAAAUGCCUUGGCCCUUUGAAAGCUGAAAUCUACUUCACGGACCCAGAUUUUAAGGGCUUCAUUCAGAUAUGCUGCUGUCAGAAGUGCGUCGUUGAAUACCACAUCGCCUGCUGGAAGACCCUCAAGACGUCGUGCUUCUCUGAAAAGAAUGAAAAGGAUUUCCUUCGUGAGUCAUGUCUGACUCCAGACUGUGUCGGCCAGAUCUGUGUCAUUAAAAUCUUUGGUCCGACAGGCCUGGUGAAGUGCAAGUUUGAAGCCGACAUCACCAAACAACCAACUCCAAAGAAACCCAAAAUGAAUCAGGCAUGUACGAGUCAGAAGAAGUUAAAAUCGAAGGAGGAGCACAAGCUCAAGAGGAAGCAGCAUAAACAGUCGUUUCAAGAAAAGCAGGCUAUCAACGAUGAGAUUCUGCAGCAGAAAGAAGACUCAGCAACACAGAGUCAACAGAAAGCCUGGUUGCUGUACAGGGAUCGAGUUCUUCUGCAGAUCAGCCAGAACAUGGAGCUGCUGAGAGAGGAGAAGGGCCUACACGUGUCAGCCCUGAUCGGGAGUCUGAAGCCGUGGCUGGAGCUGGACGCGUCGAGGGGGAACCAGGUAGCCGUGAAGAUACUGAACUGGCAGCAGGAGCCGCUGGAGACUCUAAGUCAGGCUGUUGAGCUGCUUCUAGAGAGGAAGAACCGGGUUUGGGCUCGUGUUCUGAUCCAAGUACUCAGUAGCUGUCUGGAUAUAAAUCCUAAACUCAACAACUGGGCGUGCCAGCUCAACAGUGCAGGUCUGAAUGCUGCCAGAUCCUUCAUCGAGCGUUAUGGGGAGCACUUGGAGCAGCUGGAUCUGGCUUUUCUGCUCAACUUUGGACCGUUGCAGGACGUCAUUAUAGAGAAACUCGGCACUAGGCCGGAGCUUUUUUCAAGCAUUGGCUUGUCUGUGACUGAAUACCUAAAACAAGCCUCACCACAUGACACGAGACUCUUUAUCUGGACUCUGGAGGAGCACAGGGACGAGUAUGUCUCCUGCCACCCUAUACUGGAUGAGUAUUUUGAUAUGAUGGAUGGGCAUUGUUCAGUCUUAAAAAAGUCUGAUGAAAAUCAAAGUAAUUCUCCUAUGAAGAGUCGAGGCCGGAAAAAGAAACAGAAGGAGCCAAAGGGUGUUAUUGUUUUGUCUGGGAUGAGAGGUCCAACUCCAAGAGAUGAAUGGGACCAAGACUUUUUUGAAGAUGAUUCUUUAUCAUUCCUUCACCCUGGUGAUCCGUUCAGUGUACCGAGUCGCCUUCGAGAGCAAGUGGCUGAUUUUGAGGACCAGUACAACAACACCAGACACAGAAGUCACUAUAAAAAGAUUUUGGACAACAACCCCGACCCAACAAAAGAAAGUUUGUAUGACUACUUUGCUCAGAUCUUGGAGGAGCACGGUCCGCUGGUUGCUGAAGACCCUCUACUGGUGGGCGAACUGGUGAAUUUCCCUUCCGUGGCUCAGCUUAAGAUCCAAGAAGCUGGCGGCUUCGAGCUCUUCCUCCUGGAGUCCCUCCGCUUCAUAAAGAUGGGGAGGUGUAUCGGCCUGGCAAAGCACGCCGUCUCCCUGCAGCAGGCCGGACACGGAGCCUGCCUGGAUGACCUGGAUGACAUAGACUCAGACUCUCCUUCUCCUGAUUUGGUCGCGGGUCAUGAUCCUGCUUUCACCAGCUAUGUGGACACUUAUUCAUCUGCACAGACUGAGUUCUGUCCCGUCUUCUCAAGUUCAUAUGUAUUUGACGGCCCUAUUCCUCCAUUUGGCCAGUCAGCUGGUGGAGUUACUCCGGCUGGGGAUGAUCCGUAUUACCAUUGGACUAAUGGUGACAGUCAACAGCACCCCUUCAUUUCACUUAAUCACUGGGCAGAGCUGGAUCUACCUGCCAAUGAGGGUGAUGGUGACCUUUUGGAAACAUCUUCAGUGGCUUCAGGAGCAAGUGGAAUAAACAUUUUGAUGAAACAUGCAGCAGUACAGACGUGUCAGGAGGCGAUGAGGAGCGUAGCGGUGAAUACAGAGAUUCAUGAGCGUUUUGAAAGCUGCCAGGGCGACAUCAUCAAAAAGGAGAAGACCAACAAGGAGUUGGAGCAGCAGAUCAAGAACAUCGAGAAGGGCUGUGACCACGUCAACCUGAGACACAGAGAAGACAUCGCUGUCCUCGAGGAGGACGUUCAGAAGAUCAAUGCCAACAUACAUGUGACCAACAAGGAGCUGGCCCUGUUCCAGCAGAAACUGGAGGAGGAGGUGAGGAAGGACCAGAAGGAGAAGAAAGCCAACCAGGAAGGACUGAAGUCCCUGAAGGUGGAGAUAGAUGAGCUGGUGGAGGAGCAGGGGAGUCUUGCCCGAAGCAUCCGAGAGAAGAAAGCCAGCUAUGACGCAAAGUUUAGUGAUUUCCUAGAGCUGAGCAACCAGUCGGCAGCUGAGAAGAUGAGUCUGGAGGAUGAGAUCAAGCGCUGUAAGGCGUUGUUGAUCUCGGCGACCAGGAGGUGUCACGCAACUCAGGUGUCGGUGGUGGAGAGCAGUCGGGAUCAGGGUUUGUACGGUUUCUACAGAGAGCUGGCGAACGGCAAGGCUCUGCUGACCAAACUGGACGAAGCAGUGCACAGGUUCCCCAACCAGGACAUGGAAAUGACCAGAAACAGCUGGAGAGUUAAAGUCCAGGAAGUAGAGAAGAAAAUCGCCACUGCUGAGGCUCAUUUCCAGGAGCAGCUGGAUCAAGUGAAGAACGGCAGAAGAGUCAGUGAGUUGCCUCCAGUCACCAUCAACAACCAGCCUGAACCUCCAGCUGCACCACUGCAUGUAGCAGCCAAAGAGCUUCCUCCUCCAUCUUCAGCCUCACACAGCGCUCCCCCGAUCGUCCACCCAUCUGCAGCUGAAGUGCCAGUCGCUCCGCCUCAGCACAAACCUCCAACAAGGACGCUGGAGCCUUCAAACAACACUGUGUUUGACAAGGCGAUGGAGCGCCUCACCACCAUGUUCCCUGACUAUACCAGGUCAGACUUGUCGAGGUUUGUUCAGGAGCUGCGUUCAUCCAGCGGUGGAAGCCUCGGCAACAUGGCGCUGCAGGAUAUGGUCGGAGGAGUGACCCAGCUGAUCCUGGACCAUCAGGAGAAGCUUAAUGCUGCCAAAUUGAACGUCAUGGGUCGUGGGAGUCCGGCUAAGUGUGCCACCCCGCCUUUGAUCACUCCGGUGUGGCAGUCACUGGGACCCCAGAGAGCCACCCACUCCAACGCACUGAAUGCAGAGGAUCCCUGCAUCAUCUGUCAUGAAGACAUGAGUCCAGACGACAUCUGUGUGCUGGUGUGCAGACACAGCUUCCACAACGAGGUGAGAGAAGAGAUCUACCAUUCUGUUUGUUGUUUGAAAACUGGAACUUCCUAUACUAUGACGUUUUUAUCAUAUUUUGGACGACAUACUAUACUAUGACGUUUUUAUCAUAUUUUGGACGACAUGCUAUACUAUGACGUUUUUAUCAUAUUAUGCUAUACUAUGACGUUUUUAUCAUAUUUUGGACGACAUGCUAUACUAUGACGUUUUAUCAUAUUUUGGACGACAUACUAUACUAUGACCUUUUUUAUGGCAUUUUAACGACAUACUAUACUGUGACAUUUUUCAUGGCAUUUUGACGACAUACUAUACUAUGACAAUUUUCAUGGCAUUUUGACGACAUACUAUACCAUGACCUUUUUUAUGGCAUUUUGAUGUCAUACUAUACCAUGACUUUUUUUAUGGCAUUUUGAUGACAUACUAUACUAUGACCUUUUUUAUGGCAUUUUGACGACAUACUAUACUGCGACAUUUUUCAUGGCAUUUUGACGACAUACUAUACUUCUUGAUGAAUUUCAUGGCAUUUUGACAUCAUACUUUACUAUGGUAACUUUUAAUGUCAUACUGUGACACCUUAUGACACCUUUCUAUAAGUCCUUAGAGUUUUGAUGAUUGAGUGCAAAUUUAGGAAGCCAGCAUAUUUAAUUCAAGUGUCACUUCUGUCAUGAUGUGACGAUGUUUGUUUCUUUUUUUAUAGAGUUUGAAGUCAACGUUGUCAUCGUGCUUCAUGAUGAUCACCUUAUCACAGAGAACUUCCCUCUGAAGCUGUGCAGAGUCUGAACCAACGCAGCUCUACUGGAUUCAAUGCUCUCUACAACACUUCUAUAAAAUGCAGCAGUACCUCUAAUAAUGCUAAUACUCUGACUAUAAAUACACCUGAAUUUUGUCAGAAAUAUACAUAAACAUGACCAAAAGUGUUAGAUAUCAUUCCUUUAUUAUGUUUUAAAGGUGAAAUUUCAGUUUAAUAAACAUCAUAUUUUUCAAAGUGAA
Epinephelus moara (kelp grouper) is the source of this 6275-nucleotide messenger RNA. It is a transcript of the gene ttc3, whose product is annotated as tetratricopeptide repeat domain 3. The record is from RefSeq and is a predicted model, not a curated record. The transcript is spliced from 45 exons. The coding region runs from base 153 to 5384 and encodes 1743 amino acids. NCBI's taxonomy places the organism in Eukaryota, Metazoa, Chordata, Actinopteri, Perciformes, Serranidae. Gene Ontology annotation, molecular function: protein binding.